UGAAGAAUGCCUCUCGCACAAGCUCAACAUUAUAGACUUGGCAAGCAAUGGAGUCCACAGAACAAACGUUGCCACAAAACCCACGUACCGCACGGACGGCUGCAGAAGUGAGCCAAACCCCUGGCAUCCCUUCAGAGAUGUCUACAACAGUGAGUCUUCUUGCGAAAAGCGUUCAGGGGAUGCAAAAUUCAUUAGGGAGUGCUUACCAGUCAAUGGCCAACCAACUUAAACAAAGCAUGGAAAUGACACAGAAUAUGAAUAAUAUGAUGGAGCUAUUCCUGGUCAGCAGUCUCACUAUAACAUCAAGGAUUGAGCGCAGUGAUGACACGGACAAGCCCCUUCUCAUACUUACCACAGCAAAUAAUAGCCAGAUUCCUAUUCCAGCAGUGACUGGCGUACUUACAAUUGGAAAAGAUAACUAUGAAGAAAACAAAUUUGAGCGUUCUGUUGGCUCGCACGCGACUUUAUGUAGCAGCGUUAUUACGUCUAUAAAAAGAGGAAAUAAGGAGACAAGGAAGAUGCAAAGUUCGAUAUACAAGCGGAUCGAUGAUAAGGAAGUCGCAGGAGUCCACGAAUUAGAUGUCCUUUUACCGGGGAUGAAAUGUAUAGAUACAUUUGAACUCAAUCUGGAUGCUUUUGAGCCAUGGAUCAUACAGGUCGAGACCGGCCUUAAGAGCCCGGGAACGGGCAGAAGAUUAUCCAAAAAACAUGAGUGUUGCGUAUACUUGAUUGAUCAGUGUACAAUUCUAUGGUCUCCUGGUGAUGGAACUAGAGAGCAAGGGACAGAGUAUAUAAUUAACAUGAUGACAACGCCUCUUCGUCAGAUCCUCAAAGUUCCCGUAACAGAAGGGAUCAAUGUGGGUAUGAGGGUAUCGCUAAGCUCUUCAAGGGGUGAGUACAGGAUAGAAGGGACUGUAGGCGAGAUAUCGGAAGAUAAGCAGGUUGUUGAGUUGUGGAUGUGGUCUGAAGAUAACUCUGCAGAAAUGCAAUAUAUUUUGGAGCGCAUUUGCAGGGAGUUAAGUAUUUUGGGCGAAUGCUCAGACCAACAACAAAUAAAGUAAAUAAAAAAAGUGUGACAGCCGCCUUCCACUUUUUCUG
Molecule: messenger RNA, 1098 nt
Organism: Lobosporangium transversale
Lineage: Eukaryota; Fungi; Mortierellomycota; Mortierellomycetes; Mortierellales; Mortierellaceae
Exons: 7
Coding region: 48-1061 (337 amino acids)
Source: RefSeq, a predicted model, not a curated record